Paramuricea clavata is the source of this 2472-nucleotide messenger RNA. Lineage: Eukaryota; Metazoa; Cnidaria; Anthozoa; Malacalcyonacea; Plexauridae. The record is from the annotation of a GenBank genome assembly.
AUGCAAACUCAACCACCUAGACGUCCACAGGGGAAGAAACCACCUAAGCGUCUGAAUAUUGACAAGCUGAAUUAUGUCAACGUCAAGCAGCAUGUCGCUAGUGAGCUGGAUGAGAAACUUGAGUCAUUGCCCUUGAAUUCUGGCAACAUUGAGCAGGACUGGGCAGACUUCAAGAAUACUGUACACUUGAUAUGCAGUGACAUACUGGGUCCUAAAACACACUCUCAUCAGGACCGGUUUGAUGAAAACAAUGAGGCCAUAGACAAGCUGCUAGAAGAACAGGACUGGUUUGAUGAAAACAAUGAGGCCAUAGACAAGCUGCUUGAAAAGAAGAACAGGCUCUUAAAGUUAAACCUUUCAAACAAGACUCCAGCCAACACAGCUGCUUUACACAAAGUAAAGCAGACUGUCCAGACUGAAUUGAGGCGUAUGAAGGACAGAUGGUUCAUUCAAAAGGCCGAUGAAAUCCAGGGCUACGCAGACACCCACAAUUCCAAACGCUUUUAUCAAGCUGUUAGAACACUGUAUGGACCUCAGCCUGCUGGUACAUCACCACUGCUGUCCGCUGAUGGAACCAAACUUAUCACAGACAAGCCUGGCAUUCUUGAUAGGUGGGCAGAGCACUUCGAGUCGGUUCUAAACAGGCCAUCGUCAAUCAGCAUCGAGGCAAUCAAUCGCCUACCUCAGACCCCAACUGACACAACACUUGACAACCCUCCUUCCGCUACAGAGAUAGAAAAGGCUAUAAAGCAAAUGUCAACUGGCAAAGCUCCUGGGGCGGACGCCAUUCCAGCCGAGAUCUAUAAAUUGGCAGGUCCAACUACUAUUCAGAAACUGACUGAACUCUUCCAGUCAAUGUGGGAAAAGGAAACCAUACCUCAAGACCUUAAGGAUGAAUCAAUAGUUUACCUCUACAAGCGCAAAGGAAACAUACAGUCCUGCGACAACCACCGAGGAAUUUCACUCCUAUCCAUCGCUGGAAAGAUCCUUGCACGCAUACUGUUGAACAGACUUCUUCGCCACCUUGAGAAUGGUCUCUUACCUGAAAGUCAGUGCGGAUUCCGCUCAGGUCGUGGAACUGUGGACAUGAUCUUUGCUGCCAAACAACUGCAAGAGAAAUGCCAAGAACAGAACGCCAGCCUCCACACAACAUUUGUAGACCUCGCGAAAGCGUUUGAUACCGUCAACAGGACUGGUUUAUGGUUAAUCAUGGAGAAAUUUGACUGCCCACCAAGGUUUAUCACGAUGGUACGUCAAUUCCAUGAUGGCAUGCAGGCCCACGUUCUUGAUGAUGGCAAUCAAUCUUCACCCUUUGAGGUCACAAACGGUGUCAAGCAAGGUUGCAUUUUAGCCCCAAUGCUGUUCAGCAUGAUGUUCACUGCUAUGCUGGCAGAUGUCUUUUCUGAGAGUGACCCAGGCAUUGACAUCAGGUACCGCACGGAUGGGGGGUCUUCAACCUGCAGCGCCUGAAAGCCAAGACCAAGGUUCACUUCAAAAGUCUGAGAGACCUUCUCUUUGCAGAUGAUUGCGCCCUAAAUGCCUCAACAGAGCCUGACAUGCACCAAAGCCUGAACAGAUUUUCGGAUGCUUGUGACAACUUUGGUUUGACGAUAAGCACUAAGAAAACUGAGGUCAUGUUCCAACCAGCACCAAACAGCCCUUACAUUGAGCCGAACAUAUACAUCAAGUCUGAACGCCUCAACCCUGUGGAGAAGUUUACAUACCUUGGUAGCCCCUUAUCCAGAAACGUCCACAUUGAUGACGAAGUCAAAUCCCGCAUAGCUAAAGCAAGCUCAGCCUUUGGCCGCCUGAGUUUGGGGCCGCCAAGGCAUUACCACAGCGACAAAGCUCAGCGUGUACAGAGCAGUUGUACUGACAACCUUACUCUAUGCAAGUGAGACCUGGACGGUAUACCAGAGACACACCAAGAAACUAAACCACUUCCACACAGUAUGCCUCCGGAAAAUUUUAGGCAUCAGAUGGCAGGACAAGACCCCAGAUACUGAGGUUCUAAGCCGUGCUAACAUGUACAGCAUCGACACCAUGCUGCGGUCAGGUCAACUCCGCUGGGCUGGUCAUGUUCGAAGAGUGGAUGACACCCGCAUCCCGAAACAGCUCUUGUACGGUGAGCUAGAAAAUGGCUCACGCUCCAGAGGUGGCCAGAAAAAGUGGUACAAAGACUCCCUGAAAGUAUCCACCAUGACCACCAAGCUAUUCCACAUCAAACCUGACACAUGGGAAGAUCUAGCUCUUGACCGAAAUGCCUGGCGCUCUAGCGUGAAGAGGGGAGCAAAGUUACACGAGGAGAAUCGUAUCAGUCUGGCAAAACAGAAAAGGGCUAAGCGAAAGGAGAGAGAAGCAUCGGCAGCAGCUCCAUCCGGACCGUCUUGUCCAGAAUGUGGAAGGACGUUCCAUGCGAGGAUUGGACUUGUCAGCCAUCUUCGAACACACAACACUCAACACAGAAACUAG